UACGUUCUCGCUUUUUUCCUUGCGCAACAAAUCACCAUAACAUAACACAAGUCCUGAAGUCCACAACAGACGAACACAUCGCCAAAUCAAAUUUCACAAUCCCAAAAUCAAAAACCCUAGAAAACCCCUCUUUUCUACUCUCACACUUUCAACAAUGGCGUCUACCGGAAAAUUCCGUCAACUUCUGAAGAAAUAUGGCAAAGUGGGCUUAGGAGUCCACUUCUCAGUCUCAGCUGCUUCAAUCUCCGGCCUUUACGUCGCCAUUAAAAACAACGUCGACGUCGAAUCUCUCCUCCAUAAAGUCGGCAUGGGAAGCGUCGAUGUUACCACCAAUGAACAAUCAGAGCUUCCUCAAAACGACGCCGAAUUCAGCUCCGAUCUUCCGACGCUUUCUCCGCCGCCAGAAAAGAAGAGGAAUCGGACGGCUGAACUCGCCGCUUCAAGUGGCGGCGCUUUUGCGUUGGCGCUUCUCUGUAACAAAGCGUUGUUUCCAAUUAGGGUUCCGAUUACUAUUGCUCUUACUCCUCCUAUUGCUAGGUUUUUGGCUCGUCGAAAUCUCAUAAGAACCAAUGUAUGAUUACUUUAUUAUAUACUCGUUUUUGGAUAUUAUCUGAGUUUAGCUUUGAGAAGUUGGAUUUUUUUUUUUUUUUUUUGCAUUUUGGGAGGAAUCUGAUUAUGAUUAAUUGAUUGAUCAAUUUGAUUUUCUUCUUCUGGUAUUUGCAGUGAAUACUUUGAUUAAUAAAUAGAAUGAAUUUGUUGUCA
This is a messenger RNA of Beta vulgaris subsp. vulgaris (sugar beet), 762 nucleotides long. RefSeq lists its product as uncharacterized. Lineage: Eukaryota; Viridiplantae; Streptophyta; Magnoliopsida; Caryophyllales; Amaranthaceae. Gene Ontology annotation, cellular component: mitochondrion. The record is from RefSeq and is a predicted model, not a curated record. The coding region runs from base 155 to 577 and encodes 140 amino acids. The transcript has a single exon.